AUGAGUGCCAUCAUUUGGAAUGUGAGAGGUGUAGCUAGUGUAGCUACUCGUCGGCGCCUGAAGAAACUUAUACAGCUUCAUCAGGUUUAUCUGUUAGUUUUACUGGAGCCCUUUGUUCUUCAACACAGCUUUGCAUAUAUUCGACGUUAUCUGCGCUUCGAUACGGGAGCUCAGAAUGAAUCGAAUAAGAUUUGGUUUUUCUGGAACUCGUGGACUAAUGUUACUAUUAUUGUUGAUCACCCCCAGUUUCUUCACGUUAAAGUUGAGGACCCCAGAUUGGGUCUUCCCAUCUAUUUUACUCCAGUUUACGCUUCUUGUGAUCCUUCUGUCAGGAGGGAUUUGUGGGCGGGUCUUCACCACAUCUCCCUCGAUAUGGAGGACCCUUGGAUAGUUGGAGGAGACUUUAACGUUAUUACUCAUGAUGGAGAGCGCACGGGUCAUAAUACUCGUGAUCGAGGCACUACAGCUUUUUCUGAUAUGAUGUUGGACAGUGGUCUAGAGGAUGCAGGUUUCCUGGGGAAUCGAUACACUUGGACCAAUGGGCAGGUCAGGAAGAGAUUGGAUAGAGUACUCAUUAAUUCUUCAGCUGCAGCAUUUUGUCGACAGCUUACAGUGAAGCACUUGAAUAGGACUUCAUCUGAUCACUCACCUUUAUUACUUCAGUGGACUUCUGAUGAUGACUUGGGGCCUAGGCCUUUCAGAUUCCUCAAUGUUUGGACCAAGCAUCAUGAUUUUUUAGCAUUUGUCGCUCAGAAGUGGUCACUCCCCACUCAUCUUACGGGGAUGGCCGCUCUUUGGGAGAAAUUCUUCAGGAUGAAACAGGGAUUGCGCUGGUGGAAUCGACAUGUGUUUGGAGACAUUUUCCAGCGAGUGAGGGGUGCUGAGGACAGGGUUGAUGAGGCAGAAAUUGUAUUUGACAGUGACCCUACACCGGAACAUCGUGACAUACUGCAUCCGGUUCAGGCAGCUUUGAACCAGACUUUAUCUAUUGAGGAGGGCUUCUGGAAGCAAAGGGCUGGCUCACGUUGG
This is a messenger RNA of Olea europaea var. sylvestris, 1029 nucleotides long. RefSeq lists its product as uncharacterized. Gene Ontology annotation, molecular function: catalytic activity. The transcript has a single exon. The annotation marks the transcript as partial. NCBI's taxonomy places the organism in Eukaryota, Viridiplantae, Streptophyta, Magnoliopsida, Lamiales, Oleaceae. The record is from RefSeq and is a predicted model, not a curated record.